AUGAUGCCAAAGACCCUCGGAGCACCACCUCCUGGCCUGCGCUGUCCGCCAGCCACGAGUGCGCCGGGUACCGGGGUCCGCUGCCGGAGUGUUCUCACCCUCGGCGGGAUCGGCCCGUCCCCAGUGCGGGUGCUCCGUGUACCUAGGAAAGGUGCCUCCAGGGCCCCGGGCGGCGAUCAGCAGCCCGCCGCCCCCGGCCCUAACCCUGAACUGGGAGAUGCGCAGACGUGCUCUCGUUCAGAGUUUGCCUCUCAGCCUUUGUCCUCCAGACGAAGUCCCCGGUUCUCAGAGGGCCCCCCUAGGGACACUGCUACCUGUCCUGGACUGGCCUCCAGCUGA
Rangifer tarandus platyrhynchus (Svalbard reindeer) is the source of this 339-nucleotide messenger RNA. Lineage: Eukaryota; Metazoa; Chordata; Mammalia; Artiodactyla; Cervidae. The record is from the annotation of a GenBank genome assembly.